This is a messenger RNA of Musa acuminata AAA Group (dessert banana), 1459 nucleotides long. RefSeq names its product UMP-CMP kinase 3-like. Bases 460 to 1221 code for a protein of 253 amino acids. NCBI's taxonomy places the organism in Eukaryota, Viridiplantae, Streptophyta, Magnoliopsida, Zingiberales, Musaceae. The transcript has 13 exons. Gene Ontology annotation, molecular function: ATP binding; UMP kinase activity. The record is from RefSeq and is a predicted model, not a curated record. Gene Ontology annotation, biological process: 'de novo' pyrimidine nucleobase biosynthetic process; UDP biosynthetic process; CDP biosynthetic process. Gene Ontology annotation, cellular component: cytoplasm; nucleus.
CGGAGUCAUCGAGGACGCGGCGAGCAGCGCGGAGGUCGCGUCGGGAGAGGCAUUGGAGCAGAGGGAGGUCGCGGGGAUGGAUGGCGGACGACGAUAGGACGCGGCACGAGGGCAUCAGUCCGUCAGCAUUCCAUGCGAUUCCCGCCUCGUUGCCUUGUCUCGUUACUUGCCGCAAUACUCUGCCCUCGGUCUUGUUCGCCCCUCGACGAAGCGAAGUAUCUCCUGCCGAGCUCCUCCAUUCAUGUUCUUUUUCCCCAUUGACGAAGGGAGGAAUCUCCUGCAAAGCUUCUCCGUUCAGGGAUUCUUCGUAUAAGACUAUUGAUCGCGUUGUUCGGAUCUCCCGAACUCAUUCGUUGCUUUCGUUUUCUCCGCCGGUGGAUCUGAUCGCUUUACCUGUUCCUCUCGAUUCGAGAUAAGGAGAUACAAGACUUCCAAAUCUAACUUACUUGUGUGGACGGUAUGGCUGAUGCUAGCAAGGAUAUUGUUGAUGGAUUUCCAGGGGACAAGAAAAUCAUAGUUGUGUUUGUUUUAGGUGGUCCUGGCAGUGGAAAGGGCACACAGUGUGCAAAGAUUGUUCAACACUUUAAUUUUACCCAUCUUAGUGCUGGUGAUCUUUUGCGUGCGGAAAUUACGUCUGGUUCUAGAAAUGGAGUUAUGAUUCAAAACAUGAUGAACGAAGGAAAAAUUAUUCCUCCAGAAGUUACAAUUAAGCUCUUACGAAGGGCUAUGCUUGACAGUGCAAAUGACAAGUUUCUUAUUGAUGGGUUUCCUCGAGAUGAAGAGAAUCGUGCUGCUUUUGAGAAUAUUACAAAAAUCGAGCCAGAAUUUGUUUUAUACCUUGAUUGCCCAGAGGAUGAGUUGGAGCGACGAAUUUUAAGUCGCAACCAGGGAAGAGCUGAUGAUAAUACUGAGACCAUGCGGAAACGUUUUAGAGUUUUUAAGGAAUCCACUCUGCCUGUAAUUAAGCAUUACGACUUGAAGGGCAAAGUCCGGAAGGUUGAUGCAGCAAAGCCUGUCGAUGAGGUUUUUGAGGAUGUAAAAGUCAUUUUUGCUCCGCUCAUUGCUAAGGCAAAUUACUUGAGCAAUCCAAGUACCAGAACUCUAACGGGACAUGAAUACAUGGUGUUUUAUAUGAACAGGUUAUGUGGAGCUGCAAGGAGGAUAAUAGUGUAUGCAUUCUGGAAGAUAUUUUCCUGGAUCAGGGCUCGCCUGUCCUUGUAAACCUACUGCCUCUAUGUAUUUCCACUAAUGUGACAACUGUUUAUCGUAUAUGAUCAUUGGUUAUAUUCCUUGCCGCAUUUGAUUGUUCACUUGCUGCCUCUCUCUACCAAUGCCUUGAUACAUAUUGUAGUUUUCAUUUUUCUGCUCCUGAUGUUAUAUAUAACAAGCAUAUCUACAUUUUGUCAGAGUCUUCUGAAUGAACAUUUUUUACUUGGUCGAACUAAUGAAAAUUUUCUCA